AUGAUACUUGCUUUCCUUUCACAAUUGGUAGCAUCAUCAUUAACUUUACAGGACCCUGUAGUACAAACAAACCCUUUCACAGGCAUAAAAGAAUGUGGUUUCUUUAAUUAUAGAUACAUUUUUAAUGGAAAAUCAGAAAUUUUAACUUAUAAUGAUUUUGGAACUUAUGUAAAGCUAAUUGUCAAUGGUACAGCCUUUUAUCCAGCCAACCAAAAUGCUGGCGAUUACAAUGGAAUUACAGUACAUCUUCAAGUAGAAAAUGUUACUGAUGAUGAUGAUAUUUACAUUAAAUACAUCAUUACUAACACAUAUGAAUAUGAAGCCAGAGUUCAACUUGGUACAUUUACAGAUAUUUCAUUCAAAGGUAAUGAUGGCAACCAUAAUAGAAUUACUCCUUUGUCAGAUAAAAAAAUGUAUUCUAUUGAACAUGUUCAAAUUGCGCCGACUUGGCAAAAAAUGGUAAUGGAUUAUCGCGAUUUUAAAGGUAAAUAUAUUCCACCUGAUAACUAUUGGUAUGGUCAAACAUUUGAUCCUGAAAACAAGUAUUUCAUGAAGUUCAACAACGUAAAUGAAAUAAACGUACUCGAAGCUUCAGAUGAUAGAAACGUUGAUUCAUAUUCAUCAUAUUCAUGGAAUGAAAAAAGAAUUCAAGGAAAACAAGCCAUUGUACUAGGUAUUAGGCUAUUCUUUAUUAUGAAAACUCCUUUUGAUUUCAUUGCAACUAAGAAGGGGUUUGCCGGAGGAAUGACAGGUGCAAUCGAAGCAGAAACAUAUUGUAGAAUUUUUGUGGAAGGCAGAAAUUAUGAUGCUUAUUAUGCAAUUAAUGAUUCUAAGGACUUCAAAAAAUUAUUAAGCUUUCCAGGUACAGCAAGCUCAAUGGAUAGAUAUGGAUUUUGGAUAAUGCCACCAGAUGGAGCAAUUAAUACAAAGUACACGAUGUAUCUUCAAUAUCAAGAGGAUGGAAAAACUUUACAAUCUAACAGAAUUGAGUUCAAUAUAACUCGUUCAGAUCAACCAUCAAUCUCAUUACUAUCUGGUGAUACAUUAAGCAAACCAUUUAGAGGAAAUGAAAGUAUUCCAUUAGAGUUUACAAUUACUUCCCAAAGAUCAGUUAAUGUUUCAUUUGAAGUUUAUAGAGGAAAAGCAAUGAUCCAUCAUGAUCUUAAAGAAUUUAAGUUUGGAGCAAUAGGAUCGAAUGGAGCUACAUCAAAAGCAAAUUUCAGCCUUUCUAAGAUCCCAUCAGGAACAUUUACAUUGAAAGUUAAAGUAAUAAAUGAUCUGGGAAGAGAAUCCACGUAUGAUGAAACUCAAUUCACAGUCGAAUCUGAUGUAUAUGUUCAAAAUGUACACUUCAGUCAAGAAACAUAUGAUCCAACGGAAGAUAUUGAAUUAAUUGGUUGGUUUACUGAGAUGGAUCUUCAACAGAGAGUUUCAUUUAAACUUGAUGUUGCAAAUGGCAAAGGAACAUCAUCUAAUAACGACAUUAAACCAUUAGGUACUCUCCAAGAGUUUAAAAUAAGAAUGUCAAUCCCUUCAGGUCUUACAAAAGGAGUUAUACCAUGCACUCUUACAGCAAUCCAAGAAGGUCUUGUAUUUUUCAGCAAGAAUCUUUCGUUUAUAUUAACAGACAGGCCAAUUCUCUCUGCUAAAUUAUUGAAUGGAAAUACAGAAGAAGAAUAUAAUAAUUCAUUUUCUUUAUUAUAUUCAUUAAGUGCCAAAGAUGAAGGACAAUGCAAAUUCUAUUACAUGUUUAAUGGUGAAAAUGAAACUUUAAUAACAAUAUCAGACGGACAUGGAAACAUUCCACUAACAGGAUUGAUGUAUCAAGGAAAUGAUAAGUAUGUACUUUCAAUAGUUGCAAAGGAUGAAUACAAUUCAACAUCAAAACCUGAAAAUUACUCAUUUUCAAUUAUAAAUAAGCCAUAUAUUACUAAAAUUGAAAUGAAAAACAUCUCUGAUCCAGCUAAAGAUGUUAAUGUUUAUGUCACAUAUAAUGACCAAGACAAUGAAAAACAAUUAUACUUAUAUGCUGAUUAUGGAAACAAUGUUGUACUUCUAAAAACGCUUAUACCACAAAGCUCAGGAGAAUCAGAUCAGAAAAGAGAAGGUCCAUUUCCAUAUCCUAAUUCAGGAAAUUAUAACAUCAAAUUUUUCCUAACUUCUCAAAAGAUUAGUAAUGACUAUAAAUCUCUUCCUCCAAAUCAAAUCUCCAAUUUGUAUGAAUUUCCAAUUCUAAGUACUAAAGUUCCUGAUGUUAAGCUUCAAGUUAAAACAGGAAAAUACUAUUCAUCAACUUCAAAAAUAGGAUUCCAACUAACUGUGUUAGAUGAUAUGACUGGUGAUAUACAUUAUAUGAUUGAUGGAAGGGAAGAUUUUGAUAAAGGCACUGCAAAACCAAAUUAUGAUGCUCAGCAAAAUCAUAAAAAUGAUCAAUUUAGCGAUGAAAUACCAAUUCCAAGUUGGUUUAAGUAUUGGAGUAAUAACAGUGCCCAUACUUUCGCAGUUUAUGUUAUUGACAAUUAUGGAAUUCAAUCUAGAUCAGAUUCUUUUGAUUUCUAUGUAAUUAAUAACCCAGAGUUAUCUACUUUUAAUAUGAACAAAGACUAUGUUCUAACUCAAACUAAAGAUAAAUCAGAUCGAACCAUUCACUUUUACGGUGACUUCAACGACCAUGAUGAUGGAAAGGAACUCAAUUUCUAUGUUAAAGAAGGAAAUAUGGAUAAGAUUUUAGCAAAAACAUAUUAUUCUGGACCUAAAUUAAAUAUGGAGUAG
Molecule: messenger RNA, 2772 nt
Organism: Trichomonas vaginalis G3
Lineage: Eukaryota; Parabasalia; Trichomonadida; Trichomonadidae
Exons: 1
Coding region: 1-2772 (923 amino acids)
Source: RefSeq, a predicted model, not a curated record